This is a messenger RNA of Chaetura pelagica (chimney swift), 1528 nucleotides long. It is a transcript of the gene HIF1AN, whose product is annotated as hypoxia inducible factor 1, alpha subunit inhibitor. Gene Ontology annotation, cellular component: nucleus; cytoplasm. Bases 1 to 990 code for a protein of 329 amino acids. Gene Ontology annotation, biological process: peptidyl-aspartic acid hydroxylation; negative regulation of Notch signaling pathway. The transcript is spliced from 9 exons. NCBI's taxonomy places the organism in Eukaryota, Metazoa, Chordata, Aves, Apodiformes, Apodidae. The record is from RefSeq and is a predicted model, not a curated record. Gene Ontology annotation, molecular function: ankyrin repeat binding; peptidyl-histidine dioxygenase activity; [protein]-asparagine 3-dioxygenase activity.
AUGGACUGUAAGAUGAAAACCACCGAAUACCAGCGGCUGGAGCCUCCUCAGGAGCUGAUAUGGCUCUCGUUCUUGAGAAAGAGCGAUCGUCGUUCUUGCUGCUGCCAGACUCAAGAGGAGCCAGUGGUGCUGACAGAUACAAAUCUGGUUUAUCCUGCUCUGAAAUGGGACCUGGACUACCUGCAGGAAAACAUUGGCAAUGGGGACUUCUCAGUGUAUAGUGCCAGCACACACAAGUUUUUGUACUAUGAUGAGAAGAAGAUGGCAAAUUUUAAGAACUUCAAACCCAAGUCGAGCAGAGAAGAGAUGAAGUUUGCUGAGUUUGUGGACAGACUCAAAGAAAUACAACAAAAAGGAAGUGCUGAGAGGCUAUAUCUGCAGCAAACCCUGAAUGACACAGUUGGAAGGAAGAUUGUGGUGGAUUUCCUUGGCUUCAACUGGAACUGGAUUAACAAGCAGCAGGGGAAGCGUGGCUGGGGUCAAUUGACCUCCAACUUGCUUCUUAUUGGAAUGGAAGGGAAUGUGACACCAGCUCAUUAUGAUGAACAGCAGAACUUCUUUGCUCAGAUUAAGGGUUACAAGAGGUGUAUCCUGUUCCCUCCUGAUCAGUUUGAAUGCCUCUACCCUUAUCCUGUGCACCAUCCAUGUGACAGACAGAGCCAGGUGGACUUUGACAAUCCUGACUAUGAGAAGUUUCCAAACUUCCGGAGUGUGGUUGGCUAUGAGACAGUGGUGGGUCCAGGGGAUGUGCUAUACAUACCUAUGUACUGGUGGCACCACAUUGAGUCUCUCUUGAAUGGAGGGAUCACCAUCACUGUGAACUUCUGGUAUAAGGGUGCCCCAACCCCAAAGAGAAUUGAAUAUCCAUUAAAGGCUCAUCAGAAAGUCGCAAUCAUGAGGAACAUUGAGAAGAUGUUGGGAGAAGCCUUAGGAAAUCCACAAGAGGUGGGUCCCUUGUUGAAUAUGAUGAUUAAGGGACGGUAUGACUAAUGCCUGGCUGUCGGGUGACUGAUGUUGGAGCUGCUUUUUUCACAAGCAAUGGAAGAUACUGAGCGCUAGUAUUGCACGCAGCACUUAACAGACUGGAGGGGUUUCCUGGCCCAUCCUUGCCCCACUACAAUAAAGGGGGCUACUGGAACUGCAAACCCAUUAGUACCCCGUUCAUCCUCCAAUCUCAUCUAACCGAACCUCCCAAGAAAGAGCCUGCACUUACUGGAAGCUGGAUUCAUGCUCACCAGUUUGUUUUUUCUCCCUCUGCCCUGUUUGCUACAACAAGGAUCAUGGCUUCUGGCACUUGGAUGUGUCACUUCAGGAUUUUCAGGCAUUUGAAGAAGACUGGAGGAGAAUCAGGAGUGAUCUUGUGUCCUCAGCCUUGUGGGGCUUGGGCCUCCUGUUUGGGUUUGUGUUGGUGGAUGUAAGAUGGGAAGUGAUAGGCUUCACAGUCCUCUGUUGUUAGAGGACCUGUCCAUGCUCAUCUCUGGCACCUCUCUGUAUGAUGGAAAUGAACAUGUGAGCUGGCCUGUGUAUG